AUGGGUACACAGUCUGACCCUAGGAAGUGGUGGCGACCAGUUUCAGAUUUUUGUACUCAAAAUCUUGAUGAUGGAGACUCAGAUGGUAUAUGUUCUGAGGGGGAGUUACACGAAUUGAAGUCAAAUGAUGAGUUUGAUGCUGGUAAAAAUAGUAAGAAUUCCCAAGAAUUCAACCCGAAAACCAAAAUGCAAAACUUCCAAUUUGUUCUUGGCAUGGAAUUUGCCACUGUUACAAUUUUAAGGAAUGCAAUAAGGGAGUACUUUAUUGAAGGUGGUCGAGAAUAUGUAUUUAUUGCCAAUGAUUCAAAUAGAGUUAGAGUUAAGUGCAAGGGUGCAAAUUGUGAGUGGAUGUUGUUUGCUUCAAUAGUUAACAAGAUAGAUGGCAAAACAAUGAGGGCCAAAACACUUGUUGACAAGCAUAGUUGUGGCAUUGCUUUGGACAAUAAAAAGCUGACCUCAACUUGGCUUGCAAAGCACUUUUUGGAGCAAUUUAGGCUAAAUCCGAGUAUGGAAUACAAUGUAUUUAGGGAGAUAACUGCAAAGACCAAGUACUCACGUGUGUCUAGCUGGACAUUUUACAGGGCCAAGACAAAAGCAAGGAAGAUGUUGGAUGGGUCUGUCAAGGAACAAUACGCCAUUCUUGAUGACUACUGUAAAAGGUUGUUGGCUACCAAUCCUGGCUCUACUGUGAAGUUGAAAACUGAUUUGGUUAAUGGGAGAAGGCAAUUUCAGCGUAUUUAUAUUUGUUUUAAGGCAUGUAGAGAUGGCUGGUUGGGGGGUUGUAGACCUCUAAUUGAUCUUGAUGACUGUUUUUUAAAAGGAUAUUGUAAGGGCAUUUUAUUGGCUGCAGUAGGCAUUGACGGUAAUAACUCCAUGUUUCCCAUUGCCUAUUGUGUUGCUGAAAAGGAAAACACUAAGGUUUGGACUUGGUUCUUGGAGCUAUUGAAGGCUGAUAUUGGGAGUUUGAGUCCCACCAAGGUGACAAUGAUGAGUGAUCGUCAAAAAGGAUUAGAAAAUGCAGUGGGAGCCAUCUUUAGUGGGUGUGAGGUGAGGUUUUGUGUUAGACAUCUUCAUGCUAACUUUAAAAAGGAAUAUCCUGGACUUUUACUUAAGUAA
This is a messenger RNA of Humulus lupulus (European hop), 1116 nucleotides long. RefSeq lists its product as uncharacterized. The coding region runs from base 1 to 1116 and encodes 371 amino acids. NCBI's taxonomy places the organism in Eukaryota, Viridiplantae, Streptophyta, Magnoliopsida, Rosales, Cannabaceae. The record is from RefSeq and is a predicted model, not a curated record. The transcript has a single exon.